This is a messenger RNA of Symbiodinium sp. CCMP2592, 1170 nucleotides long. The record is from the annotation of a GenBank genome assembly. Lineage: Eukaryota; Dinophyceae; Suessiales; Symbiodiniaceae.
AUGGGUCGAGGAGGCAAAUGGAAGAAGGACCAGUACCCGCAGCAACGCGGGCAGCAUGGGGCCUACGACGGCAGGGACUCCAAGUACUGGGAAUACUGGCGUGGACCCUGGUGGCCUGGAACUGGGGCCAAGACCAAUACUUCUCCCACCCGCUACGACCAAGUGGAGGGGCGCCGACCCGAAGUCGGUGCUUUGCCAGAGGGCGACUCCCGGAUCAUGCAGGAGCUUCAGAAGACAGCGGCUCACGCCAGAAAGAUGGACGCCAAGAUCCGCAAGAUCGAGGAGGAGAAGGCGUUGAAGACCAAGCAGUGGCAUGUUUAUGCCGCUGGGGCGAAGGCCAAGUUUGUCAAGCAACGACAAAUGUACGAGAGAGAUAUGGCCCGCCUGGAAGAGGAGACGUUGGCCACUCUAGCAGCUGGCAGGGACGCCGCGGACAAGGCGCGAUAUCUGGUUUCCCAUGGCAUCCAGGAGCCGGAGCCCGCACAGGAUGUUGCAGCAGCCAAUGCUCAAUGGGAUGCUUUGAUCGCUGCUCCAGAGGCUUCGGAGCCAGGGCCACUCCUCGCUCAGACUCUGGAGGCAGCCAGGACAGGCCAUCUCACCUCACCAGCACGGCAGCUACGGCCAGAGAUCGUGCAACAGCUUCUUGGCAUGAUUGGACCUUCUCUGGAGAGUAUGAUGGCGGGACCAGCUGGUCCGCCGGCUUAUCAUGCAGAGCCCCCGGCCGCAGUUGCUCCGCCUGGCUUGGCGGAGGGUACAGCACCGGCUCCACCCUUCUGUGCGGCUUCGCCGGGGAGGAUGCCGGCACCCGUCACGGAGGUCAAAGCUGCCACGGAGAGGACAGUGAGAACUUCUCCACUCCAUCCCGGUCAGAGAGAUCCUACUCAAGUGAGGCAGCCCACCUCUCAGCUGCCUCCGCGAGCAGACAUCAAGACUGCGUCGGUGGCCUCGACCGCGCCGCAGCCGCCGCCGACAGGCCCCAGUCUCGCCACCAAGUUGGAGACCAGGCGAGAGCAGGAGCGGCGGGCUUUAAGGCCUUUUGGUGGCAGAGCUCCGGAGCCAGCACAGGAAGCCGCCCAGGGUUCUGCCCAGGGUUCGAUGUUCAUGGAGGACGAUCCGGAUCUGGAGACACAGCAGGCACAAGCCGAAGCGGGACUACACGGCCUCUCCUGA